This is a messenger RNA of Punica granatum (pomegranate), 1101 nucleotides long. Lineage: Eukaryota; Viridiplantae; Streptophyta; Magnoliopsida; Myrtales; Lythraceae. The record is from RefSeq and is a predicted model, not a curated record.
CAGCCUCACAUGCUCUCUCACCUCAACAAUCAUCAAUCAUUUCUCUCUCCCCUGCGGAAAUUUUCUCUCUCUUCAUCACGUCCGACGGUUCUCUCGAUCCUCCUCUCCCCAGUCCGUUCACCAGGAAAGCUGCAGUUACCGGCGGGACCCGACCGUGCCCUCGAUUUCCCGGCAUAGAUGGUUUCCCAGGAGAACAGCAAUUGGCUCUUCGAUUACGGCCUGAUUGAGGACAUCCCUGUCCCCGACGGGAACUUCCAGGUCCAUAAUUCUGGGUUCUCGUGGCCUCAGCCCUUGAAUGUGGGUUCUAACGCGAGUGUGGAAAUUGAUGGAUCAUUCGGAGAUUCAGAUGGUGUUAAGGAAAACCCCAAAAAGCGGUUGAGAUCUGAAUCGUGUGGUGCAACUAGCUCUAAGGCAUGUAGAGAGAAGCUACGCAGAGAUAGAUUAAAUGACAAGUUUCUUGAAUUGGGAGCUAUACUGGAACCUGGAAGACCUCCGAAAACAGACAAGGCUGCUAUCUUGAUUGAAGCCGUUCGCAUGGUGACUCAAUUGCGUGGCGAAGCCCAGAAGUUGAAAGACUCAAAUUCAAGUCUCCAGGAGAAAAUCAAGGAGUUAAAAGCUGAGAAGAACGAACUGCGUGAUGAGAAGCAAAGGCUAAAAGCAGAGAAAGAGAAGUUGGAACAGCAACUCAAGACUGUCAACACUCAGCCCACAUUUGUACCCCCGCCUCCUGCCAUUCCUGCUGCUUUUGCCGCACCUCAUGGGCAAGCCCCAGGCAACAAAUUGGUUCCUUUCAUCAGCUACCCAGGAGUUGCUAUGUGGCAGUUCAUGCCUCCUGCUUCUGUAGACACCUCGCAGGAUCAUGUCCUCCGCCCACCUGUUGCUUGAGUUCGGGAAAACCUUCCAGAGCUUUGGGCUUGCAAUUCCUCUGCUCGAAGCUCAUUUCUUUUACCAUUGUUGACUCAGUUAGCUUUUUUCUUCCUGUCUUUGCUAGUUUGUGUUGGUGGCUGAAAAAGACAGUACUGCAGACUUAACUAUGGACUCUCUAUGUAGUUCACGUGUAAAUCUAAAUAAGUUGAUUAUCGAGUUUCUUCUUCUUUCGUA